AUGGGUUCUAUUUGGAUCGCAGACAUACCUCACCCGGAGUUGACAGAUGUGAAGAUAGCAUCCAUCACGAAUGUAGAGCAUUUGUCUUCUUAUAAUUGGAUGGAAUCUUCCAAUCCCAUUAUUGCUGUUCCCGGCUGCCCGCCUCCUUGGUCUCCACCCCAAACCCCCAGAAAAGUGGCCAAAGACUCUGGACUCAUUUACAUUGCUCAAAACGCGUUUCGUCAUUCUAAAAGUCCUCUCGAAUCACUUUUUCGCUCGCUGUACACUGAAAACCCUUCAUACAACAUACACCAAGUUGACUUGAUAACUGAUCGAAACAACAUCCGCAAACUUCUGUCAGGCUACGGUCACGAGUUUGAGAAAGCUUUCACAACAACCCAAGUAUCCGGCAGCACUGGACAUCAUCGGAUCAUCUCCUAUAACUUGGGCGAUUCGAAAUUCAUAGUACGCUACGAGACUGACGCUUACAUUGAAGAAGCUUCAAAACUUCAACCUCAAAGUGUGGGUUCGGAAAAUGAGGAUUUUCUGAACAUGAUGGAAAAUCUGUCUCUUUCGCGACCCAAACUUACUCUCGUCUUGCCACCGAUGAUUCAGAAAAAAGGAAAACAGGUCCCAAUUAAUUCAACUCUUGAGAUCAAAACACGCGUGCCCCACAAGCCUUUCAACAUCCAAGACGUUCUUCCACAGCUAUGGGUAUCACAAACACCCAAUCUUGUCCGUGCCUACCACAGUGGUGGCACAUUUGGACUGCCGGAAGUCAAAGACGUCACUCGUGAGAUUGCUGAAUGGGAACGAAAUCAUGGUAAUGACCUUUGGAGAUUGGUUGUAUUGAUUAAGGGAAUCAUGAGAGUGGUGGGAGAGAAUGGUGGGAAUGCUGUCGUAAAAUAUGACGGGCGAAGUGACAGCCUUGCGGUUUUAAAGAGAGAAGGGAGCAGGAUGUUACCCGAUGAUCUUUAUUUGAAACUCGGCGACGAAACGGGAUCGACUGAAGCG
This is a messenger RNA of Penicillium robsamsonii, 993 nucleotides long. RefSeq lists its product as uncharacterized. The transcript is spliced from 3 exons. The record is from RefSeq and is a predicted model, not a curated record. The annotation marks the transcript as partial. NCBI's taxonomy places the organism in Eukaryota, Fungi, Ascomycota, Eurotiomycetes, Eurotiales, Aspergillaceae.